This is a messenger RNA of Crotalus tigris (Tiger rattlesnake), 2863 nucleotides long. It is a transcript of the gene EGR1, whose product is annotated as early growth response 1. The record is from RefSeq and is a predicted model, not a curated record. Gene Ontology annotation, molecular function: RNA polymerase II cis-regulatory region sequence-specific DNA binding; DNA-binding transcription factor activity, RNA polymerase II-specific. The transcript is spliced from 2 exons. Lineage: Eukaryota; Metazoa; Chordata; Lepidosauria; Squamata; Viperidae. Gene Ontology annotation, biological process: regulation of transcription by RNA polymerase II. Bases 167 to 1807 code for a protein of 546 amino acids.
AGGGCAGCCCCGGGCAGGGUGGGUGGGGAGGGAGCCGAGCGCCUCCCGCGGGCAGAGCCAGGGGGAACCCCAGGCCGGCCGCGGAGUUAGCAGGCCCCCAGUGGACCCCUCGGCGGGCGGCAGCCCACCCUCCGUGUAGCCCCGGGCAAAGCCCAAGAACACCCCCAUGGCUGCAGCCAAGGCCGAGAUGCAGCUCCUGCCCUCGCUGCAGAUGGCCGACCCUUUCGGACCCUUCCCGCACUCGCCCCCUACUAUGGACACCAACUACCCCAAGCUAGAAGAGAUCAUGUUGCUCGCCGGUGGGGGGCCACAGUUCCUCAAUCCCGUCGGUGGCCCCGAGAGCGGCGGCGGCGGCAGCGGCGGCUUCAAUCCCUCCGGCGACGGUGGGGAGCACUCCUUCGAGCACCUCGCUGCAGACACUUUUCCCGAGAUCUCUCUGAACGGCGAGAAACCUUUAGCAGAGACCAGCUAUCCGACCCAAACUACCCGCCUCCCGCCCAUCACCUACACCGGCCGCUUCUCUCUGGAGCCGGCGUCGAGCGGCGGAGGAGGCAGCACCCCGUUAUGGCCGGAGCCUCUCUUCAGCCUGGUGAGCGGCCUGGUGGGUAUGGCUAACCCCCCGACUACGUCGGCCCAGUCUUCCUCCGCCUCUUCGCCGAUCGCCAGCUCCGCUUCUCCCAGCCCGGCUUUGAGCUGCUCGGUGCAGGCCAGCGACCCCAGCCCCAUCUACUCAGCGGCGCCCACCUUCCCCAACCCCGGCGGGGCUGACAUCUUCCCAGAGCCGACCAGCCAGCCGUUUCCCAGCCCGUCGGGAGCCUCACUACAGUUUCCGCCUCCGGCGUACCCGACGGCCAAGAGCGGCUUCCAGCUGCCCAUCAUUCCGGACUACUUAUUCCCGCCUCAGCCGCCACCGCAGCCGGGCGACCUGGGUCUGGGCUCGGUGGAGCAAAAGCCCUUCCCGGGCCCGCAGCCCUCACUCACUCCGCUCUCCACCAUCAAGGCCUUCGCUACCCAGAGUGGCGGCGGCAGCUGCGGCACCGGCACCGGCACUCCGCAGGAGGCCAAGAGCCUGCCAAGCGGCGGCUCCUACCAGGCGCAGCUGGUCAAGCCCAGCCGCAUGAGGAAGUAUCCCAACCGGCCCAGCAAGACCCCGCCGCACGAGCGGCCCUACGCUUGCCCCGUCGAGUCCUGCGACCGCCGCUUCUCGCGCUCAGACGAGCUCACCCGCCACAUCCGCAUCCACACCGGCCAGAAGCCUUUCCAGUGCCGCAUCUGCAUGCGCAACUUCAGCCGGAGCGACCACCUCACCACACACAUUCGCACGCACACAGGCGAGAAGCCCUUCGCCUGCGACAUCUGCGGCCGUAAAUUCGCCCGCAGCGACGAGAGGAAGCGCCACACCAAGAUCCACCUCCGGCAGAAGGACAAGAAGGCCGACAAGGGCUCCCCCGGGACCCAGACACCCUCGACUUCCUCCCCUCUGGCCCCUUACUCGGCCUCGACCUGCUCUACCUCGUAUCCCUCGCCCGCAGCCACCUCUUUCCCCUCACCGGUGCCCGCCUCCUACUCAUCCCCGGCGACUUCCUAUUCUUCCCCCGUGACUUCGGCCUUCCCUUCGUUCCCCUCGCCCUCGGUGGCCACCAGCUACGCCUCGAUCGCCUCUUCCACCUUUCAGAGCCAGGCGGGGCUAGGGGGCAGCCCCUAUCCCUCUCCCGGCGGCCUCUCCAGCCCCUUCGGCUCCUCAGUGACUUCAACCCUUCCCGACUUGGCCUCCACUUUCUCGCCUCGGACCAUUGAGAUCUGUUGAGAGAAGAAAGGGUCCCAAAAGGGCCUGGUGUAGGCCCGGCUCCUCCGGACCUUUCAACUGCCUGAAAAGCAGCUCGACAACUCCGGGAUCGUGGAGUUGCUCCACUUCUGUCCAAGAACUGAACCUUGCAUGGAUGAGCAAGCGCGACCUUCUUUCCCGAGAGCCCCCGCCCCCUUUCCCUUCUCUCCGGGGGGGGGGGGGGCGCGAUCCAUCAGAAAGCAAAGGACGCUGGGCUCCAGGCCGUCUCAAUUGUGAUAUCGUGUGCCUGCCCACCCUGCCACGGCUUUGCUUCCGCUGGGGACCCUCGACGUGCCAAUUCUUUGCAAAUUCAUCUUGCUUAUUCUUUGGAGUACGAAGGACCAUUAUUAUUAUUAUUUUGUAAGUUGUGAGUUUUGCUCUUUUAGUGACGACAAAGCUGUACUGACUUUUACAACGUGUCUGGGGGAGGGGGCUCGGGAGUUUAAAAAAAAAGCAGCACUUAAAACUAUGUAUUUGAGCAUGUCAAGAGUGUGAUGUUCUUUGUAAAUAUCACCUUAAGGAUGAAAAGCACUCUCAUGUGGCAAAAAGUUACUUAGUUUUCCUCCGUUUUUUGUUUUUUUUUCCCAGUCCCAAGUCUUGGUGCCUUGUUGUGAAGCCCUGCUGACGUCAUGCAUUGGUGUGAUUGGAUGCUUUGCAUCUAGCCUUAAGAGAAAAGGGAAAGUGUGAAAAGGAGGGACUGAGGCUCAGAAACAAAAAUGCGAAAGAGAGAAAGGAGCGUAAGGUGGAAUGUAAGCAAAAACAAAACACAAAAAACCGUACUUCUUAAAAGUCUAUUUUUGUUACAGAAGUGUAAAAAUUUAUAAAUACAUUCAGCAGUUGAAAUGUUGUAGUUACCUACUGAGUAGGCGGCAAUUUUGUAUGUUAUGAACAUGCGGUUCAUUAUUUUUGUGGUUUUAUUUUUGACUUUGUACUUGUGUUUGUUUAUAAGCCAACACAUUGAAUGCGCUUUACUGCCAAUGGGAUAUUUGGUGUACAAUAACCUCCAGAAAAGUUAAUAAAACUAUCAACAGACCAGCA